This is a messenger RNA of Trematomus bernacchii (emerald rockcod), 1766 nucleotides long. RefSeq names its product shisa family member 3 (gene shisa3). The coding region runs from base 323 to 1159 and encodes 278 amino acids. The record is from RefSeq and is a predicted model, not a curated record. NCBI's taxonomy places the organism in Eukaryota, Metazoa, Chordata, Actinopteri, Perciformes, Nototheniidae. The transcript is spliced from 2 exons.
UGAGGUGGGCGCACAACUUCUGCACCGACAUCAACAAACACUCCCAGCAGCAGCUCGGUGUUGGGCACAGUGAAACUCGGAGCAGAUGUUUGGAUGAGAACACUUUUGAGUGAUGAGAUUUUUAAGAAGUGACUUAAACAGAAGACUCAAUUAAGGAUUUUCUUGCAUUGCAAUUUGGGAACUUUUGAAGGGCUUUUGUUGGCGGAAAGAUGACGGAUGUGUGGAUCGCCGCGUUUCUCUUUCAGUAACUCCAUCUCAAUGAAGAUUGUGUAACCCGGUGAGCCCACAGGAGCAGGGACCGUGAACCCAGCGGCUCGCCGGGAUGGUGUGCCUGCUGAACUGCCUGCUGCUGGGAUAUCUGACCUGGAAUCUGCGGAUAUCGGACGCUCAGGGGGAGUACUGCCACGGCUGGCUGGACUCUAAUGGGAAUUAUCAUGAUGGCUUCCAGUGUCCGGAGGACUUUGACACCAUGGACGCCACCGUGUGCUGCGGCUCCUGCUCGCUGCGCUACUGCUGCGCGGCCGCGGACGCACGGGUGGAGCAGGGCGGCUGCACCAACGACCGGGAGGUGGACAACACCGAGUUCGCAGCGCAGCCCAUCUACGUCCCCUUCCUGAUGGUGGGCAGCAUCUUCGUGGCCUUCGUGGUGGUGGGCUCUCUGGUGGCGGUCUACUGCUGCACCUGCCUGCGGCCCAAGCAGCCGACCCAGCAGCCAAUCCGCUUCUCCCUGCGUAGCUUCCAGGGGGAAACCAUCCCCAUGAUCCUCACCUCCGCUCCCCCCAGCCUCCGCGCCCCCUCCAGACAGUCCAGCACGGCCACCACCAGCUCCAGCUCGGCCGGGGGGGGCAGCUCCAUGCGGAGGUAUUCUCUCGGGGGUCCGGGGCAGCAGCACGGCUGUUUGGUGUCUGCCACCAUCUCCUCCAACCCCACUCAGACUCUGCCUCCACCUCCACCUCCCCCCUACAUGUCCCCACCCACAUCAGGGGGCAUGCAGCACCCACUCCCCUCCACCCUCACCCACACCCAGCUGCAGCUCCACCAGACCUCCAUGUCCUCUCACUCGGCCCAGGCCUUCCUCCUGCCGCAGCAGUACUUCUUCCCCCUGCAGCCCGACCCCUUCUCCUCAGCGAAGGGCUUUGCAGACUUCGGACAGAGUUGACAGCUCCCGGCGGGGCAAACAGAGGGAUUACAAGAUUUCUAGAAGGUUGGAUGUGAGCCGGCGAGGACAGACACACUGCAACACAGCUGGUGGUGUUUGGGUGGAAGGCCUGGGCCGGCUAAAAGGACACAGAGGGUCCGACAAGGGGGAUAAAGUACGACAAAGCGGCGCGGCCUGAGGCGUUUCCCCCCUUCUGCAUCACAGGACACAUCAGCAGACCUGUCAGAGGCUGGAGUCCCAUCUUGUGCACUUUUAUCUUAUAUUGUAAACAGACCUCACUGGCAUUACCGUCUAUUUUGAUAAAGGGCUGGACAGCUUACAACACAGACUAAAAUCUUGCCAAGUUAUCACAAACCUUCCUCAUAAAACUGAAACACUUCACAGGCAAGCGGCGCUGAGACUCAUUGCUACAUGAUUUAAAGUAGAUGUUGGAAACCAGGGAAGUAUUGCUUUUUUUGACAAUCGCAAGGACCUCGACCGGACACACAGAGGACUUUAUAUUUGGAGGAAAUUUGUACUUUUAUAUGAUUUUGUACAAACAUUGUUCCCAGAGCAAGGUUGUCAUAUUGAUUCCCUAAUUUACAGCCAAUAAAACGUUGUAUCUCAA